Molecule: messenger RNA, 3273 nt
Organism: Eimeria mitis
Lineage: Eukaryota; Apicomplexa; Conoidasida; Eucoccidiorida; Eimeriidae
Product: helicase, putative
Exons: 4
Coding region: 1-3273 (1090 amino acids)
Biological process (GO): nucleobase-containing compound metabolic process; establishment of sister chromatid cohesion
Cellular component (GO): nucleus
Molecular function (GO): DNA helicase activity; ATP binding; DNA binding
Source: RefSeq, a predicted model, not a curated record
AUGAAAGGCACAGGGCAACACCCAACAGCUGUAGCCGUUUCAUCCACUUGUUCAGCCGCACCGGUUGAAGCGGCAAGCGAAGAAGAUGGCACCUUUGGGUUUCCCUACGACCCUUAUCCUUCCCAGCUGCGUUUCAUGGCUGCUGUGUGGAGGGCCCUGCAGGGGAGCAGCCAGAAGACAAGGUUCGCUGCACUUGAGAUGCCCACAGGAGGAGGCAAAACUUUGUCGUUCCUCUGUCCCUCUGUGUUGUGGCUGAAGCAGCAAGAGGAGCAGCUGCUACUGCAUCAGUUGCAACAGCAGCAGCAGCAUACGCAAGCACAACAAAGGGAGCGGCAGGAUUCGCUGCCAACCAGGAAAAUGGCGACGUGGGUCAAGGCGGCACUGCUGCAACAGCAGCGGCAGCAAGUCCAGCAGUUCCUGCGGGAGAGAAGCAAACGGUUGAAGGAAGCAGCGGUUCGUGCUGAUACAGCGGCAGCAGCAGCAGCUGCUGCUAGCCCUGUGCAGCAGCUGGAGCAGCAGAAAUGUCGAGAUUUACCCCUGGGCUCUAAGCGCCAUGCAGCCGCAACAAGCUUGCAUGAGCACCAGGAGCUGAGAGAGUAUGAUGCAUUUGCGCCUGAGGAGCCUGCUCAGUCCAUAGACUCAGAAGGGACUAGCUCUAGCCAUGAUGCUUGGGGUAUUUCUUCCCAGCAAGGCUUCUCUGACGCCCUCCGCAAGCCGCAAAUAGUAAUAUGCAGCAGGACACACCAGCAGCUGCAGCAGUAUAUUGGUGAAAUUCGGAGGAUGCAUAAGCAGGGAAAGAGGCAGGAAAUAAAGGACUUUGUCGCAAUUGUUGCGGCUGGCAGGCAACAGCUGUGUUUACACCCAGAUGUAUGCGAUGGCGUAAGCAGCAACAGCAGCAGCAGCAACGGCAGCAGUGAUCUGGGGGACAAAUGCUCAUAUCUGGUUUCAAAGGGUCUGUGCAGCUACUACAAAAAGAAGCACUUGGUUUCAGACGCUGCAGUAGCUGCCGCGCUCGACAUAGAAGACCUAAGGCGUAUCGGUAAAUCUGUUGGCGGGUGUCCUUACUACGGGUGUCGAGCAGCAGUAGCGGAAGCAGACGUCGUGUUGCUGCCGUUUUCCCUGGCAUUUCCUGCCAAUGGAAAUAUGGAGGAAAGAGGAGUCGUUUCAUUGGCAGGUUCGGUGUUCUGUGUCGACGAGGCUCACCACCUGUCUGCUGCUCUGAGCAGCAGCAAAUCUGCAGCGCUUUCCCAUCAGACAGCAGCAUCUGCAGCUCGGCUACUCUCAUUGUACGCUAAAAGCUUCACUAAUAGGCUUGCACCGCGCUCUCUCCACCUGCUGCAGCAGCUGUCGAGAUUUGUUGAGACUAUCUACAAACGGUUACAGCCUUUCUGCUGCUGUGGCCAGCAGCAGCAGCCGUCACGACAGCAAUGGCAGCAGCACCAUGUAGUGGACGAUUUACACGCCAGCCCUCCUGUGACAUCGACGCGUAGGGAAGAAGCAGGAACAGCAGAUGCACCGACAGCAGCAAGAGGCGCUGCUGCUGCGGAAAUACGGGCACAUGACGGGGAAACAGUCCUAACCGCGACGGAGUUGCUGCGCCUCUUCAAACUCGAAAGUUUUGACCUCCACGAACUGAUUGCCUUUCUAUCUGACCCCACACGACGCAUCUGCCAAAAACUGAGGGGAUUUGCAAUGUACCAUAACCACAAAUUGCAACAACCGCAGGAAAAGCAGCAACAGACGAAACUGCCGCACUUGCAGAAGCAGAAUAAACAACAGCUUCAUUCGCAACGCCAGUUGCUGGAGCCCUCUUGCCUAUACACAAUUAGAAAUUUUCUCUGCUCACUGCUGGGUAUGGACGCAGCGGAUAGGCUCAUCAUAACGAGUGUACACAAACUUCCAACAGGAGCAACAUCAACAAUGAUGGGACCUCCUGGUGCCGCUGAUGGGACGGUAUCAGAUGGAGCGGAUACAAAGCUUGCCUCUGGCAACGCGUGCUGCUGUUGUAGACUUGAGGUUGUAUGCCUGGCGACUGUCAAGGCAAGUCGUCUGGUGGUAUUGAUGGGAGGAACACUAUCGCCAUUUGAGUCCCUUUCUCGUUUCGUGCGCUGCCUGCCUCCUUCUAGUUCUCUGUUCCUCUCAGCGGACUCCGAUGCAGCAAGAGACAGAGUCCUUGCCCUUCCGAUCUCUAGGCUUUCUUCCUCUUGCUCCGACUUCUGUUUCGAGUUUUCUCAGCGCAUGCAGUUCCCCAUGCAAUUCGUCUCCUUGCUGCGUCUGCUACUUUGUGUCUCUGACAGUGUUUCUGGUGGUGUCGUUGUUUUCUUCCCUUCUUUUGCAACGCUGCAGUUAUUUCUAGCUGUUGCCGGCGUUUCUGACGGCAUUGUUGACGGUGAUGCUGCUGCUGCAGCUGCACCAUUGGUAGAAAAGUUAAGGGAACGGGGGCCUCUCUUUGCAGAGAGGCGGACACCUGGUCCCACGAAGACGGAUGCGGGUAUCCGCAUUGCGUACGGAGCUGCCCUCUGGCAGCUCUACAACUCUGCCGUUUUAAGGGGAGACUCAGCAGGAGUGGUGCGUGACGCAGAAAGUAUAAAGUGUACGAGAAAUUUGAAAUCCGUAUGCGGCGACAGAAGCAGUCCUCUUUGGCAAGACGAGAGGUGCAAAGCAACAUGCGUCCGAGCUAGGACCCAAACAUCGAAUACGGUAUUCUUGUUUUGCGUGAUGGGAGGCCGACUUAGUGAAGGAGUGAACUUCUCCAAUGCUCUCGCACGCCUUCUAGUAGUGGUUGGCAUGCCAUUCCCUUCUAUUAAAGAUAAAGUAUUCUUGUUACACAAACAGCAUUAUAAUGAAAUUAUGACAGCUCAGCAGGCUACGGGAGAUGAAGCUGAAGAUGCAGGCUGGGUUUCAUGUUGCGGGCGGGCAGAUGCUAAGCAGCUUAAUCAGCAGCAAAAGGAGAAGCAGUGCAUUGACUAUGGUUUGUUGCAAUGCAUGAUCACUGUCAACCAGACAAUAGGCCGCGCCAUUCGCCACAGCAAGGACUACGCAGCGAUAUUGCUUGUCGAUAAGAGGUACAGCCUUGCCCGUGUACAGCAACUGCUACCACGGUGGCUUUUGCAAAAUCUUGACACAAGCUCUGCAGAGGAUGAGAAACAGCGAGUUCAUCUCAGUGUCCCCACAGUCAGCCGUGAAGAAGAAGACAUUGGUGAAGCAAUCAACCGGCGUCUGCAAUGCUUCUUUGGUCCCUUGGAAAGAACAGAGCUUGAAGCCCCAAAGUAG